Messenger RNA from Punctularia strigosozonata HHB-11173 SS5, 252 nucleotides. RefSeq lists its product as uncharacterized. The transcript has a single exon. NCBI's taxonomy places the organism in Eukaryota, Fungi, Basidiomycota, Agaricomycetes, Corticiales, Punctulariaceae. The record is from RefSeq and is a predicted model, not a curated record. The annotation marks the transcript as partial.
CAGCUUAUGGGCGAGCCCGGUGACUUCUGGUACGAGGGCAAGGAGAAGCUGUAUCUUUACAAGUCCUCGUCUUUUUCGGGUCAGGUCAUUAUAGGCAAUAUUCCCAUGGAUCAACUCGACGCGUUCGAGCAUGUUCUCGCUCAGGUUCGAAUUGUUCAGGACGCCAAUUCUAAAUGGAACUGUCAGAGUUGGUGUAUCGAUGCUCUUGAGCUGCUCCGUGCCAGAGGCUGGGUCUUUCCGGGUAUCAACGAA